Zea mays is the source of this 1165-nucleotide messenger RNA. NCBI's taxonomy places the organism in Eukaryota, Viridiplantae, Streptophyta, Magnoliopsida, Poales, Poaceae. The record is from RefSeq and is a predicted model, not a curated record.
GUGCUGCAAGAACGAAGAAUAUAAUAGCUGGGGCUUCUUAUCUUGGCCCUAUCCUUUUCUUGGCACUACAUAGGAGCAUCUUGGGAGCCUUUAUCACAUAUGAACUCCAUUGGCCUAAAUGACAUGGAUUUGUUUGGCAUGCCCACAGGGAGGGGUCCACCAUGACAGUAAAACAAAUGACAGGGGAGAAUCUUAAAUCCCCUCCUCCACCCCCUCCUGCCUCACCAGAUUUGAUACACAUGCAAAUCCUGCUGGCUGUUGCUUCUCAGCAGGGCCAAAAUCCGUUCCUUUGGCCUAGCAGUAGCUACCACUACCAGGAGAUCUUCUUCUUCCCCCCCCCCCCCCCCCCCACCCCCCCCCCCCCUCCCCUCCUGUGAGAGGUGCCCAACAGCUUCGUCAGAGGAAUCAGCACUUCAGCGGAGACACACAGUCCAGGCCAUCGAACUGAUACUUGUGUGGUGGCGCGGGCAGAGAUCAAGAUGGAGAAGGAACACAUCAAGAUGGCCAUGCUGAGGCAAGAACAGACAUUCAGACAGCAGGUUCACGAGCUGCACCGCGUGUACCAGGUUCAGAAGCAGCUGAUGAUGCAGAUGCAGAUUGCCAAGACAAACAGCUACGGAAACGAAGCUGCUGAAAGGCAAACCAAACCGACAGAAAAACUCGAGCACCGACAGUGGUGUGGUAGCUCAGGCAAGACGGAGGCCAAGCUGGCCGAAGACUUCAGCCUGGAGCUGACACUGGCAACUGGGGCUGGAAGGAGGGGGGAGGAGGAGAAGCCAUCCAACUCAGACUCCGAAGCAACAAUGUCGUCAUCGACAUCUGCAGAGUCAGAGCCAGGGCAGGGGUUCGCGCCCAAGUCCGAUGUAACAAACCUAAGGUUCCAGAAUGAGAGCAGUAGGCAUGAUGCUCAGGUCUUGCAGUCUCCUUGGCGAUACCAAUGUUUAAGUCUCAAGAUGGCGUGAAGGGGUUAGGUUGGGUUGGCAUGGCAUGGGUGUACCCCAAGGCUCAAACAAAAGCAAGUGCAUUGCUGCAUGCAUGUAUGUAUGUAUAUUACGAUUUCACUGCAACUGUAGGAGCGAGCUCAAAAGAAGCAAAUGGAGCAUUUAUGGGGAAACAAAAAAUGAACCAAAUGAGAAGAAAAGGAUGAGAUAGAUUGUGUCUGUUA